ACCCUUGGGGCUGGGCAAGUCUUAGUCUUAAUCCCUCACAGAGCGUGGGGAGGACAGAGUCGCCAUUGCGAGAGGGCGAGCCGGCCAAGAACUCGGCGCCUUUAGCAGAGAGGAGGCAAAGCUGCCACCUGCAAUUGGUCCGUCCUUUUUCCUGAGGAGGUCAGCAUGGCAGAGGCGCGAGGGUCGCUCGAACCGCCAGCUCCGGCCGAGAAUAGUGAAGAAGCAUUAAAGGAAGGCGCGGGCGGCGAAAAUGGAGCGCCGGUGGGCGAAGGAGAAGGCGAGAAGGCGAAGGAGCGCCCCGCCUGCCCCGCAGAGGAGGGCGACCCUCUGAAAGAAGCAUCUGAAGAAAAAAACCCGGAGGAAGAAGGCGGGAGCCGCGGGACGACGAGCGUGCCGAGCAGCGGAGAGACGACCCCAACGACCGAGGAGGACGAGGUUCAGGCGACUUUAGCUCAACUUGCAGAGCAAGUUGGAUCAGCAGACGGCCCGAGGACAGAAGGAACAACUCGCGCGGAAAGCCCCGAGGAAAAGUCUGAGAGCAACACCUGGGACGAGGCGACUGUCCCAGAGGAGCCUCCGCAGCCGGCGGGAGAGUCGGCCAGGGGCCGAAGGGCGAGCCCAGCCGGCGCAGAAGACGCCUCCGAAGGAGAGGAGCCCGCGGAGGAAAGGAGCGCAGCUGAGCCAAUCCCAGGAUUGGACGAGCGCGCCGAGGAUGAGAGAGAGGAAGAUCUGGCGGGAAAAGGCUCCGAAAAAGAGUCUCCUGAAGUUGCUGAGGACGAAGGGCCAGAGGAGGGCGAGGCGGAUAGCAAGAGUCCGCUGGAAGAGCAGUGGCGGACCGGAGAGGAAACUCUGAGGGGAGACAGCCCUCCUAGCGAGAGCUCCGUUGAAGAAACUCCGGCGGCAGAGGAGGAUCUGGCUGCGGAAGAAGCAGAAGUAAACGAGAAAAGCUCACCAGCGCCAGAUGCCAGUACAGGGGAAGUUGGCGCCCAGGACAAUCCUGAGGCGAGCGCCGAAGAAGAGGAAGAGGAGCAGGAGGUGCAGUCCGCGGAUUCUGGAGCGGUGGAAUCUCCGGAAGAGGCUGAGGAACUCAGCAGCCACAUACAGCCUGUUGACGGACCCGCCGAAGAGGCUGAAGAAGUAGAUGCUCCGGGGUUGAAUGGCGUGCAAGGAAGAGAAGAAGAAGCGACUGUAGAAGGGGAGCAGACUGUCCCCCUCGAUGCGCCUGAGCAAGAGAAACAGGAAUAUGACAUUUCUCUCUUCGUAAAAGCUGGCAGUGAUGGGGAAAGUAUUGGAAACUGCCCAUUUUCUCAACGUCUCUUCAUGAUUCUCUGGCUAAAGGGUGUUAUUUUUAAUGUUACCACUGUGGAUUUGAAACGGAAACCUGCAGACUUACAGAAAUUAGCUCCAGGAACAAAUCCUCCAUUUAUAACUUUUGAUGGUGAUGUUAAAAUAGAUGUAAAUAAAAUUGAAGAAUUUCUAGAAGAAAAGUUAGCACCACCAAGAUAUCCUAAACUUGCACCAAACCAUACAGAAUCUUAUUCUGCAGGAAAUGAUGUGUUUGCUAAAUUUUCUGCAUUCAUAAAAAAUACAAGGGAAGAUGUCAAUGAAAAUUUGGAAAAAACAUUGCUUAAGGCUUUACAUAAACUGAAUAAUUACUUAAAUACCCCCUUGCCUGAAGAAAUAGAUGCCAAUAGCACUGAAGACAUCACUGUUUCCACAAGGAAAUUCCUAGAUGGUGAUGAACUCACAUUAGCAGAUUGCAAUCUCUUGCCAAAGCUUCAUAUCAUCAAGGUUGUGGCAAAGAAGUUUAGAAAUUUUGAAUUUCCAUCUGAAAUGACUGGUAUCUGGAGAUAUUUGAAUAAUGCAUAUGAUAGGGAUGAGUUCAUUAAUACAUGCCCUGCGGAUCUGGAAAUAGAAUAUGCCUACCUGGAUGUUGCAAAAAGAAUGAAAUAAAUCAAGAAUGUUCAAUGUC
Crotalus tigris (Tiger rattlesnake) is the source of this 1972-nucleotide messenger RNA. RefSeq names its product chloride intracellular channel 6 (gene CLIC6). The record is from RefSeq and is a predicted model, not a curated record. Lineage: Eukaryota; Metazoa; Chordata; Lepidosauria; Squamata; Viperidae. Gene Ontology annotation, cellular component: plasma membrane. Bases 166 to 1953 code for a protein of 595 amino acids. Gene Ontology annotation, molecular function: D3 dopamine receptor binding; D4 dopamine receptor binding; D2 dopamine receptor binding. The transcript has 6 exons.